Messenger RNA from Metopolophium dirhodum (rose-grain aphid), 1034 nucleotides. Its product is annotated as pre-mRNA-splicing factor Syf2. Lineage: Eukaryota; Metazoa; Arthropoda; Insecta; Hemiptera; Aphididae. The record is from RefSeq and is a predicted model, not a curated record. The transcript is spliced from 5 exons. Bases 315 to 983 code for a protein of 222 amino acids. Gene Ontology annotation, cellular component: post-mRNA release spliceosomal complex; catalytic step 2 spliceosome; Prp19 complex.
ACAGUCCGCUCGACGCUCUCCGCACAAAACAAUAUUAUUAUUACGUAAAACAGUUAUUAUAAACAUCAACAUAAUGAUAAUAUUAUGAUAUCUCUAGCUAAUAAUUCAUUAUUUAUAUAUUUUUUUAAGUAGGUUAUCCACAGACGUGUUGUGCCUAUCGCGGAAUAAACAAUAAACAACGAGCAAUCACUGAUCACUCUACGACGCAUCGACAACAUAUUUUAUAAUAUUCACCUUAUCGAUUCCAAAAUACUGUAAACGAGAACGUGCCUUUGAACGCUGUACCCCGAGCGUGAUAUCUUACUCAUUCAGCCAUGAGCCAAGCUGUCGAAGCCAAACAAGCGGAUCGUUUGAAGAAACUCAGAGACCUCCACAUCAAAAGAAAUGAAGCCAGAGUGAACAACCAUCAAGAAGUUGUUGAAGAAGACAAACAAAUGAAGUUGCCGUCAAACUGGGAAGCAAGACAGAGGAAAGCAGAAUGGCUUUUAAAUGACGAUAAACUGAGACAAGAGGCUAAAGAAAAAGGACAAGAUUACAACCGUUUAAAACUUUUAAACAUGACCGCAAUGGAAGCAGAUGCCAUUGACAGAAAGAAAAAACGUCAAAAUCCUGAUCCCGGGUUCUCGGAUUACGAAGAAGCUACUGCCCGCCAAUACAACAGAAUGAUAUCCAACAUGAAAGUAGACAUGGGCGCCUAUCAAAGACAAAGAGAUAGACUGGGCAAUGCAUUCUAUGCGGAGGCGAACACUUAUUUGCACGAUAAAGUCAAAGAUUCAAAAGAAGGAAUUGACAAUAUGGUUGAUGAUUUGGAAAAGCAGAUUGCAAAACGUAACAAAUUCAGUAGGAGGAGAACGCAUAAUGACGAAGCAGAUAUUGAUUAUAUUAAUGAGAGAAACAUGAAAUUCAAUGCAAAAUUGGAACGGUACUAUGGAGAGCAUACUACACAAAUCAAACAAAAUUUGGAAAGAGGAACUGCUAUUUAAAUUUAAUACAACAAUCAUUUAAUUAUAUGAAUAUAUAUAUAUAAAACAUAA